Messenger RNA from Pantherophis guttatus, 2667 nucleotides. RefSeq names its product potassium inwardly rectifying channel subfamily J member 13 (gene KCNJ13). The record is from RefSeq and is a predicted model, not a curated record. NCBI's taxonomy places the organism in Eukaryota, Metazoa, Chordata, Lepidosauria, Squamata, Colubridae. Gene Ontology annotation, biological process: potassium ion import across plasma membrane; regulation of monoatomic ion transmembrane transport. Gene Ontology annotation, molecular function: inward rectifier potassium channel activity. Gene Ontology annotation, cellular component: plasma membrane.
GGCACCCCUGCAGAUGAAAUGACCAAUCAAAUCAGCUUCAUAUGAAAACCAACCCCCCACAUUAUAUACUGUGGAAUGAGAUCUGUAAACCCAUUCUGAACAAAUAUCUUUCCAAACUAGAAAAACUGGUUUUUUUUUUCUUCCUUCCUUUUGGACCACUGUAUACAGACAGAUACAAGAUCUUGGUGCAUAUUCCAUAUUCAAGAUACCCACCUUUCUCCCUUUCCCUGCCACACAGAUAAAAGCUACAAAGACACGGCUUUACAUCAGCAGUGGCCUGAGUAUGUUCAGCAGAAGAGGCUACAUCCCAGAAGAUGAGGACAGAAGCGAUAGAAGGCAACAACACCAAACCUAGUGCUCCUCUGCUGACUCAACGGUACCCAAGGAUGGUCACUAAAGAUGGGCAUAGCACACUCCAGAUGGAUGGUGCCCAAGGAAAAGGAAUUGCAUACUUAAAAGACGCUUGGGGAAUAUUAAUGGAUAUGCGCUGGAGAUGGAUGAUGUUGGUAUUUUCGGCUUCUUUUGUCCUUCAUUGGCUUGUUUUUGCAAUUCUCUGGUACUUCUUAGCUGAAAUGAAUGGGGAUCUGGAUAUUGAUCAUGAUGCCCCACCUGAAAACCAUACUAUUUGUGUAAAGUACAUCACUAGCUUUACAGCUGCUUUUUCCUUUUCACUGGAGACACAGCUCACAAUCGGUUAUGGCACAAUGUUCCCAAGUGGAGACUGUCCAAGUGCAAUUGCUCUACUUGCUAUACAAAUGUUACUGGGUCUAAUGCUGGAAGCUUUUAUCACAGGUGCAUUUGUAGCAAAAAUUGCCCGACCAAAGAACCGAGCUCUAUCCAUCCGGUUCACUUAUCUUGCAGUGGUGACACACAAAGAAGGAAAGCCAUACUUAAUGUUCCAAGUGGCUAAUACUCGCCCAAGUCCACUCACCAGUGUUCGGAUCUCUGCAGUUCUUUAUGAAGAACGUGAAACUGGUCAACUGCAUCAAACUACUGUGGAUUUUCAUUUGGAUAGCAUAACUUCUGAAGAGUGCCCAUUUUUUAUUUUUCCCUUGACAUAUUACCAUUCUAUAACACCAUCAAGUCCUCUAGCCAUUCUUCUACAAAGGGAGGCUCACCAUCACUUUGAGCUAGUAGUCUUCCUUUCAGCCACCCAAGAGGGCACAGGGGAAACAUGUCAAAGGAGGACAUCCUAUCUCCCAUCAGAGAUUGUAUUACAUCACCACUUUGCCUCCAUGCUCGCUCGUGGUGCCAAAGGGGAGUAUCAAAUCAAAAUGGAAAAUUUUGAUAAAACAAUCCCAGAACUUCCAGCAACAGACACUAAAAGUUCAAAAAGGACUGAAAUGGAGAUUCGCAUCAAUGGACAGCACAUUGACAGUUUCCAAAUCUGUGAGACACAGAUGACAGAAUGAACUCUGAAUGUGUGCCACUUUUUAAACACAACGAAAUGCCACUAUCACAUCAAUGCUGUCUUUAUCCUCUCUAGUUUCUCAUGUUUGUUUUAUUCUAGGAGUACCUUCGACUUCAGAACAAUGUGCAGAACAAAGAGCAUAUUAUCCAUUGUACUGGAUGAGCCACUAAGAACUGCACAAAAAAGUCAGGGACAAGAACCAUUGCACAAAUCCUUAGAAAACAACAACAACAAAAACAAAAACACUUCCUGCCAAAUUCAAUGGACUAUGAUUAAAACUGCACUGACCUAAAAUAGAAGACUGUUAAAUUCAGAGAGUUGUUCAAGGAAUUUAAUUAAAUGACAUGAGGGUAAAUACUAUGGAAAAAUGGAUACAACUUUAUUAAAGAUAUCUCCUCUAAAAAGAAUGGUCACCUGAAAUUCUCAAGGUCCCAUUGGACCUCAAAUUAACCUUUCCUUGCUAUACAGUUACAACAGAAUAUGCUGAUGCCUAAACAUGCUAUGAAGAAUGUUGCUAGUAUUUUCUGUGGCACUGAAAUUGCAAUCCUGCUGUGCUUGUUUAUUAAGGAAAAUCGCAAGCAUUUGCCAAAUCUCUUUGUUCCAGCAGCUAAGAACAAGUUCAACAUCCCGAGGCAGUUUUGUGAUGAAAAUGAACGAUAAGAAUUUUAAGACACAUUGGACUCUAAUACUCUGCAUUGGGACAUUAGCAGACAUCAGGAAACAUCAAUCUAUAUUCAUAAUUCUUCUGUCAAGAAUAAUUCUUCUUUUUCUGUCUUGCAAGAUAAUUCUAUCAUCAGAAAGGUUCGCUAUUUCCCACAAUUAUUUAUCUUUUCAUACUAUGUUCAUUAAGUGCAGAUAAACAUUAGACCUGACAAAAUAAUUGUGCAAACAUGAAAUCUAAUUACCAGACUUUGAGCAUUAGACUUUGUGCCAACUGAUUCAUGAUUAUUACCAGAACAGUUUAUCAAAAAUAAUACUGUUGCUGUUUCUAAGUUUAAAAGAACCAUUUUGUGAAUUUUCAACCUUUUUUCAGCUGGAGAAGUCAAUAACUCCUAUGUAUACAUGCAUAAGAAAGACUACAAAGCAUCAUCAGAACUUCCAAGUGCUUUUAUGUAAAGGAUGAUUAAAAGAUUCUUCUCAGAAGAACAUGGUAUAGGUUUUAAUAGUUUUACUUUCAAAUGGCUUCAUUUCUAAUUUACGGUUAUGAAGAAUUUAGCUUUUUUGUUCUUGAACUUGGAUAAAUGUAUUUAUAUGUA